GUGUGUUUUACAAGGGUGGUGGUGAAAAACAAAAAGGAAAAAUUCAGGUUAUCAUUGGUGCUUAAUCAUAUUGUUGACGGCGGUGUUAGUCAACAUUAAUUGAGCCGUGAGAGCGACCUGAAUAGACGCCGCUUCCCCUUCUUUUGCCUUCCCUUUACGUGCUAUUCCUUGGUGCCGGCAACACGUGACUGCUGAUCCGCGUUAUCCCGGCGUUAUCGAGCUCUGGCAACCCUGGCAUACGUAGGCCGGAGCGCGGCAAGGUAUAUAAGGCGCGGCGAGGUCUCCAGCUUCACCAUUUGAUCGGUACUCCUUGCCUUUGCCUCAACUGUGCUCACGGAACUCCUGUCGCCUCUUAUCUCGCCAAACAAGAGUGUCGUGCCAGUGGAUAUUCGCCCCUGAGAGUUGUGAUCCAAGCCGUGAUUCAAGUGUCCACCAUGUCGUCUGGCAGGAAGGGCGACGGCGUGAGGAGCAUCACGUACCCCAGCAACGACAGCAGCACGAGGAGGAACAGAGCGCGCUUCUGCCUAACGAGGAUGAACAGCUUCGACUGCAGUUACGAAGACGCCGAGGUGCGGGAGGAGCGGCCCUCGAGGGAGAAGUCGCUGGAGGGGCGACUGCGGACACGUCACUUCCACAGUGCCUCCUCUUCGAACCCCGCAGUGCCAGGACAAAAGUGCCUCAGGUUCUCGGACGAGUGCUGGUGUGGCCCCGCCAUCGAACAGUACAAGGGAAUCUUGUCAAAAUCAAGACAGAGACAGCAGUUUGGUUUAAGAAGUAGCAGCAGCAGCAGUAGAAGCAGCAGUAGCAGCAGCAGCAGCGGCAGUAGCGGCAGUAGUAGCAGCAGUGUCAGCCCAAGCAUUAGCAGUAGCAGCAGCGGUAGCAGCACGUAUACCAGUUGUAGCUGUCACAGUAAUAACAGUACUGAGAGGCUCAUAGGCUGCCAGCGAGAAGUGACUGACAGAAUAAAUCGCAAGUCCAGCAUCAGCCAGAGUCCCAGCCCCCGCCACAAGCCAAGCAACACCAGACGGAGCGGACGCAGCCUUUCCCUGGCGGAGAGGAGGCAGCUGUGCUCAUCCUCCAGCCUCCCGACGUCCGCAGACACGGAAUCUACCACAAGCAGACCCUCCAACGCCUCCACCAACGCGUCAUCAGAAGGACGCCGACGGAGGUCACAGUUCAGGAGGGCGUGGUCGCUGUUUUCCCUCACCUGCGAUAAGGAGGUGGAGCGGGAGCGGAGGGAGAAGUCGCCGCAGCAGAAGAUUCUCAGGCCGCCGACUCGCUACUACUACCGCCGGGGCGUCUCGGGGCUGCCCAUCGAAUGCUCGUCGACGUACGUUGGUCUCGCGUACUGAAAAACACACAUACACCCAAGAAAGUGUACGUAAGAUUAUGCUGAGUUGUGAACAUGGUGUUGCGUUGUGUUGGUUGCACUUGAAACACUGAUUCAUGACCUUGUGAUUGUGAAACACAGAGGGACGUGAUACCCCAAUGUGAUAAAUUUCCUCUUCACACAAGGAAAGUGUCCAUAAGCUAUGAGAAGUCAUUUUAUAUUUAUAGAGGACGCAACAAGUGGCCUCCAACGCUUGAGCUUCCAUACAUAAAAAGAAGCGUCACUCUCGACUCUCUGUGGUCUUCUUAAGAGGCGCCAACUCUGGCAGCACUGACCACUUUGUUUACUUUGGUGAGACUCGCAGCUUCUCGAGACGAAAAAAAAUAACUUGUUUGAUGACCCUUUUUGUUGGUAAUGAAAAACAUGAUAAUUGCAAUGAUUGUUAAGUUGAUUUACAAUGUUUCUUAACGAGCUUAAGUCAUCAUUUGAUAUUUAUGGAGUGUUUGUAUCGAUGUCGCAUUUGUUAUCGACAUAUCCCACGAUGAGCAGAUUCAACGGUUAGUGUGACAUAUCGCCGCAAAAUGUUAUAAACACAAGGCAGGCUCUUACGUCUGCCUAAAAUAUUUUCGUAUUAAACUUUGAUUAAUAAAAUGUAAAAAAUAUAAAAAAUAUUGGAAUAUGUAUUUUAUCUCAUCUCCACAUGACAGUGGGGAU
Molecule: messenger RNA, 2044 nt
Organism: Eriocheir sinensis (Chinese mitten crab)
Lineage: Eukaryota; Metazoa; Arthropoda; Malacostraca; Decapoda; Varunidae
Product: putative protein TPRXL
Exons: 1
Coding region: 435-1352 (305 amino acids)
Source: RefSeq, a predicted model, not a curated record